Messenger RNA from Paracoccidioides brasiliensis Pb18, 960 nucleotides. RefSeq lists its product as uncharacterized. The transcript has 3 exons. The coding region runs from base 1 to 960 and encodes 319 amino acids. The record is from RefSeq and is a predicted model, not a curated record.
AUGACCAAACCACAGCCCCUUGAGGUUAGGGCUAAAUCUGUGUCGUGGCUCGAGUUAUUUUCGCAGCAUGAACUGAACCUGAACAAUCAUCUCAAGAUAUGUGGGAUGGUAAAACAACAUGUUCUCACCGACAGCCCCACGUCCCGUGCCCUCUCGUCCAUGGUCGAUCGAACACGGGAACUGUUGAGACAGCUGGAGGACAUGCGGACUGAAUUUAUGCCGCAGCACCCAGCAAGUAAAAUCAUCUCUGGGAAAACCAUAAACAGAGUCAACGAGCUGAGGGCGAUGAAUAAAAAUGCGGACCCUUCUGCAUAUGGUUCUCUGCCCACGCCAUCCAGUGCGCAAGGCGAAUAUAUUCCAACUUGCCUUCCUGGAGAAGAUGCAGCUGGGGCACCGCCGCCACCCUUUGUAUUUGACAAGCAACCUGCCCAGGUAUCCCUCCCACAUCACCUGAAAAGGGCCAAAAGGCGUUUCUUGGACUACGAUGAGAUGGGUGACGGGGACGGCGAACUCACUGUGACAACUGGACCCGCUACUAAACGGAAGAAGCUCCUCUCAUCCGGUUGUGGUGAGGCUAGUGAUUGGGAGAAUGCGUAUGCGGCUACUACUACCCGUCGCGUGGAAACAGAGGAUAUAUCAGCAGAGGUUGAAGCGCGACUUAGAGAGAAAGAAGAGAGGCGCCGUCGCAGGGGAGAGAAGCGGGAGAUGAAGAGAAAGAGGAACUCCUCAGGCUCAACAUUUGGGGGAACUGGAGUGGGAAGCUCGCCGCAGCCCGGGGCCAAAAGAUCCAAGCUACGUUCAGUUGCCGGACAGGAGGGAGCCAUAGUGACUCCCCCUAUGACGGGAUAUGAGGAGAAAACACGCGAGAAAAGGAGAGGCUCUAGCGGAUAUCACGACGCCAGCAGCGACUACAGGGGAAGCUACGAUGGAGCAAUGCACAAGAGGCAGCGGAGGUCAUGA